UUCAAUUCAAAAUCGUGACUAUUUAUCGUAAUGUUUUUAUGGUUCUUCAGAAUACCAAACUUACAUUUUAAGUAAAUAAUUAUACUAUUAAAAUGCGCAUUUGUCAGUCUAUGGUAACUUUUUACUAUUCGACAAUUGCAAAUCAACAACUUUCUAAGUGAUGAGUAAUUACGUCUUCGUAUGUUUCAGGACUGAAUAUACCUACCAUGUUAUAACAAGAAUUCAUACUAACCAAAAUUUAAAUGGAACAUUUAACCUCUUCAUGCAUAACGGUGUCAAAUGACAACACCCUAUCUUGUCCGUGAUAAAAAUAGAAGCUCGAACCAAAGAGAUCCACAAACGCAUGGCGAUGUCACUUGACAACAGCAUGAAGUUUACCAGCCGUUCCAGAGAUCGCAGCACAUGUCUCAGCCGCUCCAGCAGCUUUAAUAGUGAAGUUCGUGCUGGUAUGGCGCCAUCUUGUGGUUUAUGAGAAAAUGAAAAUAUUUUUCACACAUUUAUGUGCGGUUUAGAAGACUGUUAUGGCGAAUUUAAGAAUGACAAAGGAUGAGGCCUUACACUAUUUCUUUUCGCUUGGAGAAUCAGAUAUUCCAUCUGGAUCUGAAGCCAGUUUCUGCAGCGAUGAAGAUGGUGAGGACUGUGGUGAAAGGCAAGAUUGUUCAGGUAUUUUUAAUUCUGAUUAUGAAGCUGCACAUAUACCGACUUCCAAUAAUUUGGUUUCCAACACAAAAGCUGCAGUACCCCCAGCCCCACCAACUGCAGAUCAUGUUAGGGAAAGAACUGUGUGGCAUGCUGGAAGAGACAAUGCUUUCAGUAGUAAUGUUCCCCCUCCAGCAUUUACUGGAAGUCACAGUGUGAAUGUUCAAGGAAAUGUUCCUUAUGAUUUUUUGAAAUCAUUUUUCCCAGAUGACUUGAUUGAUAGAAUUGUAUUUGAGACAAACCAAUAUGCCUUCCAGUGUGGUAAAAUAAAUUUCAAAGUGACGAAGAAGGAAAUACAAACUUUUCUUGGCAUAAAUAUUAUCAUGACCUACAUUCAUUACCCAAGUGUGAGAAUGUAUUGGAGUUCAAUUCAGGGUAUGCGGUUUGACUUGAUCUGUAAUGCAAUGUCUCUAAAUCGCUUUGAGGAAAUAAAACGCUUUCUUCAUUUUGUAAACAAUGAGUCUAAGCCUACAGAUGAAGCUUCAGAUCGUUUCUGGAAGUUGACACCUGUCAUUACUGCCCUACAUAAUUCAUUCCAUGCUGGCCAGAGCCCUGAAGAAAAUCUUGCAAUUGACGAGAUGAUAAUACCUUUCAAGGGCAGGAGUAGAAUGAAACAAUAUAUUAGAGGGAAACCAAAAAGAUGGGGUUUCAAAGUCUGGGUUAGAGCAAGCUCUUCUGGAUACAUACAGUGUUUCGAGUUUUACAGUGGGAAAGAUAAGAAUAGUCGCAGCACUUUGGGCCCAGUUGGUGAUACUGUAAUGAGGUUAUGUCAUGAUAUCAAAGGCAAGAACCACAAACUGUUCAUAGACAAUUUAUUCACAAGUCUACCAUUGAUUCGCAAACUAAGGAGUGAUGAUAUUUUGGUUUUGGGGACCCUCAGAAUAAAUAGGGCUCCAGGGGUUGCAGAGAAACUAGUUCCAGGAAAACUUCUACAGAGAGGAAGUUCUACAGUUGCGACAUCUGAUGAUAACAUUACAGUGGUUAUAUGGAUGGACAACAAAGAAGUUCACACAAUAUCUUCUUUUGCUGGAGCUCAACCUGAAAGUGAGGUACACAGAUGGGACCGUAAAGCAAAGGCCAUUUUGGAAAUACCGCGUCCAUUCUCUAUUGGAGAAUACAAUAGACACAUGGGUGGGGUCGACUUAGCUGACAGAAUGAUUGCUCACUACCCACAUGGAUUCAAGUCAAAGAAAUGGUAUUUGCGUGUAUUUUUCCAUCUCCUGAACAUGGCAUUGGUAAAUGCGUGGAUUUCAUACAAAGAAGCAAAGAAUGAAAAAAUUCCAUUUGUGACCUUCAAAGCAUCUGUGGCACAUACACUUAUUGCUCUUGGUACAACUGAAGUAAGAAAAAGAGGUCGACCGUCUUGUUUGGAAGAAGCUGUACUAUCAAAAAAGAAGACGGUACCACUCACAGUAACACCGCAGGUGCGAUUUGAUGGCUAUGAACACUGGCCUAAGAAAGCAGAAGGACGUGAAAUGAGAUGCCGUAAUGAUACAUGCAAGAAGAGGACACGAUAUAUCUGUAGCAAGUGUCAGGUGGCUGUUUGUCCAGACUGCAUGCAAAGUUUCCAUACACAGUAAAAAGGGUAAAUUGUCAUAGCAAAAAUAUUUCAACUAAAAAAAUGACUGUUAUUUCUCAAGUAAUAUGAUUUGUGUUUAAUACUGCGUGUAACUUUCAUGUUCUAAGUGUUAUGUCUUUAUUCACAUUCUAUUUAGUCAGAUACUUGUUUUAAUUGUAUUACGUUUGUAAUUAUUUUAUCAAUUGCUACGUUUUAUACAUCCUGUAUAAUGUUGUACAUAAAUGCAUGGUGGUGGCAAAUGACAACACAUCAAUAAAUCAUAAAUUAUUAAUGUAAAAAUUCUGAAAAAAAUUAUUUACUUCAUUAUUUUAGUAGUUCUUUCAGAAAAAUUCAAAGCAAAAUUUUUGUAUUUACAAUUUCAUAAUUCAUGCAUGAAGAGGUUAAGUUUACUUUGUAUUCUAUGCGGUAAAGAUGCGGAAGGAGAUACUGUUGUUGUUACAAAAGGGUUGAAGACAAUAACAGAAGCAAGCAUUCUAUGAAAGGAUGGGCUCCACGAGAACUUGAAAGGAAAAUCAAGUGUUCGAGUACACAAACCGUGUAGGUAAAACUAUACGAGACCAUCAAGUAUUAAAGCUGCAACUACAUCAUCACUAAGUCCUCCUUCAAAAUUAUCGCCUGUUUUGCGAAGUGUAGGAAAUAAUUUUGACUACAAAAAUGAUUGCAUUUUUUUUUGUGGGGAAGAGGCAAUUGUCGAUUCUGCUUUGUAUCGUAGGAAAAAAGUUCGUAUGGUAGCAACAUUAGAAAUUAAAGAUAGUUUGUUGCAGAGAUGUGAAGAUCGGAGCGAUGAAUGGGGAGAUCAAGUGAAAGCACGCAUUUUAAAUGUAAGUGACCUUGUAGCCCCAGAAGCACGAUACCAUAAAAACAGCCAUGACACUUUUUCAAAGACAAACCCAAGUGAAGGAUUUGUGGGCAGACCAAUGACGGAUAAAGAAUAUUUUUUAAUGUUGUGCAGUUACAUUGAACAAAGCGAUGAAUGCCAAUAUUCAAUUCAAGAGUUGCAAGAUAUAAUGGCAUGCAUUUCAGGGAAAAAAGGUACAUAUUCCGACAAACACCUGAAAUAUCUUCUUCUAGAACACUUUAAAGAACGCAAUAUGGUAUCUAAUGUCUCAGGUAGAAAAAAACAUUGUGUGUUUGUCUGAUACUGUCCAUAAAAUUUUUGAGACCUGGUACAAAGAAAGAGAUAGGAACCUAGAUGGGCCAUUCCAUUGUCACGGGUGGGACACUUGUGCAGCAUUUAAUUUAUUCAGGGAUUUAAAAUAAGCUUCAAAAAAUAUUUAUUGUAUAUUAUCUUUGCAGUGUGUGAACUACAGUCACAAUGCUAUUUAUUGGUUAAUGGUUUACUUUUAAAUCUUCUUAUGAUAAUUAAAUACUAGUGCCUAAACAUUUGUCACGGGUGGGACAGAAAAAAGACAUAGCCUUAGACACAACAAGUUUCUCGGAAAAAACUGUGAAUUUAUGAGUGUAACACAAUUGAACUCAUAAUAAUCUUAUAUGGGAGGCAUUGAUCUAUACAUUACCACAUGAGAGGAGGAGCUAAAACACUAAUAUUGAAAAUAAUAUACAACUUUGUUCUGUCACAGGUGGGACCACUCCGUGUCACGGGUGGGACACAAUGAGAAUUAAUCAAGUAAAUAAAAUUUUAGACCAACUAAAAACUGCAUGUUUAACAGUGAAUAACUUUGAAAGACAAAUUCUACACUUGUGAGAAAUUAAAAAUAAUAUAAUCAAAGUAAUAGUAGUAACAAAAACAAAAUGCCCAAAAUAAUAUGUUGUUGGCAAAAGUUUUCUUUUUAACUAAGUUCAUGUUUGUUCAUAGACAUCCAACUGGCAAGGAAAGUCAUAAAUAACACUAUUUCUUAUGUUUUUCACUUCAGGUGUUGGCAACAGAGAAAGAACCUGUUCAAAUUGCACAUAGGAGACAUAUUUUUCAUCGGCCCUAAAUAGUUUGCCACUCUCUCCAACAGUUCUCAUGCACAUGAUUUUCAGUUCUCCAUCACCUUCUACUUCACUUUGACAAAUGGCUGCAUACUUAUACUUGACAGCAUUCUUCUUGCUGGUCGUGACGAAUUCUACGAGCAAAAAUGUUCCUGGCACUACAUUGGCAACAUCUGGUUUUGCAACAAAUUGAAGAACAUCUGGUUGUUCUUGGGAAUCUUUGCAGCACUGGCUAUUAUCAUCGUGAUUAUUUUCAGAAUCUGAGUACACAUCUGAAUAUCUUAGUUUAAAGACUCUACAUUUCAAUACUUGCAUUCUUUUUCUUUUGCCUGUAUUUUCUUUUUCUGUCAGCAUCUUUCCGUCUUCUUUCCUUACACAGCCGAAUAGAUGACAUUUCUUUCCUUUUCAUCUUCUCUCGCCGGAUCCUAUCUCUUUCUCGUUCCUUUUCUCGAUGACUUCUAUAUAUUUUCUCAUCCUCUUUAAGCUUUUUUCUGAGCUUUCUCAUCCUCUCAGCUGAUGUAGUUUUCCCCAUGCCUGCACAAACAAUACCCCAGAAAAUUGUAGAUAUAUACUGCAAUACAUUUUAAAGACAAAUUUAAACCAAUUAAUGAGAUCAAUAAUUAUUACCUACAAUAUUGGACUUGAAAUUAAAACUGCAAAAUGAGUUACUGUACUAUUGGCAUAAUUAGGAAAAAAUGUCAAAAAGGAGGGCAUUGUCCUCUUUUAAAAUAAUAGGUAUAAUCUAUGAAUUUAGCUGACAGUUAGUUAAUGCAUCACCAGCGCCACUGAUCUUGUCACGGGUGGGACAGGUCAAAAUGUUUAUAUAUAUACAUAAUUGUACUAUCUUCAUCUGUCCAAAUUUUUUGCAACAUGAUUCACUCAACUAAAUCCUUACUUCCACAACAUUAUAACCCUAACCUCAAACUGGGUUUUACACAAGAUACACUUAAGUAAGUUUUUUGUCACGGGUGGGACAACUAAGCACAUGCUUUUCUUUUUUCGAUAAUAUCACAAAAAUGGCUUACCUUACAAAACAAACUUCAUAUGCAGCUUGAAGAACAAGAUAUUAACUUCACUAUGAAUAAACUGAGAACACUGAAAGUAAGUAAUGAAGUAUCUACAAUGUUGCCAAACUAGACAACAAAAAUUGUGUCACAAGCUGACAACUUUCAACACUUAAGACACAACCAAUUACUUUCAUACAUUUAAAUAUAUUUUCAACUUUUUUGUUUUGGCAAAUUAACAUAGCAUAUAUUUACUUCUCAUUUCCCUGAAUAAUAAACAAUUAUUCACAUUUUUAAAAUUUUGGCUCCAGGCUCACUUUGUUAUGGAAUGGCCCAGAUACAGAAAAACUUAGGAAUGUAUUGGCUGCAGCUGACAUCAUUAAAGAAGAUAUUCAAAAGAAGGCAUAUGAUCAUGAAACAUAUCCAGGUACCAGUGACAUUACAUGUGGAGGAGAACAUUUAAUACCAAAUACAUUAGCUGCUUUCACACAAAGAGUUACGAAAAAUAAAAACGUUUCAGAGUUUUAAAUGGUAGACAGAAAAUGUGUAGUCAUAAACCAUGCUAUUAUAUCAGCUGUAAGACCCAGAUCAUUUUUGUUACCACUUCACAUUGGCUUAGCUCUAACACUACAUCGUUAUCUUCUAUGGGUAUUUGUGCAUCCUAUUAAGAAGCUUCCGUGUACAUUAAUGCUCUCAUAAAUUCAGGAUCACUAAAUGUCAAUGAAGAUGCUUUCAUACAGCAUGAUUUUGAUAAUGCUGAUGUCAAUGUUCGAACACUGGAUGGCGUGAACACGUUUCAUGCAAUGGGCGGGGUCCAAACUAUUACCCCAGAUUCUAGUGUUGAAACUCAAGUAAAGGUUGCAUGGAAAUCUUCUGGAACAUUUAAUCCAGAAAGCAUUAGGAUACGAUCUUACCCAAAGAAAAAAGCCCACAACGGACUUAGUAGCAUUACUGUGAAAGACUACAACGAAUUAAAAGCUGAGCUGAAAAAUUCAGACUUCACAGUAGCAACCAUGUUUCCUCUAAACUAUAUUUGGCUUUCUGGAAUGAAUGUCCAAGCAGGAUGGAAUGGUUUCAUGAACCCCAUUAACAGCAGAAGGGGAAAAUGUGACUCAACAUAUGUCAUGGCUCUUCCAUUUAUUAUUUUGGAUAAGUGUGUAAGAGAAGCUGGAUGCGAGAGAAACGUACUUAAGCCAAUUACCACAUCUAAGCCUUUUGCACCAAACGAUCUGUUGCACUUAGUGUCAUGUUCAUGUAAAUCUGCAUGUGGGAACUAUUGUGGAUGUCAAAAGACAGGUUUACAUUGCUCAUCUAUGUGUGAACACUGCAAUGGUCUUUCGUGUAACAAUGCAACAGCCAUAGAUGAAGAUGAAGAUGCAAUUGAUGAUGUAUAAUUAUGUAUGUAGGCGUUGAGUCGAAAACGUUAUGAAUAGAUCUGUUUGUAAAAUACAUUGAAGUAUUUUUGUUGUAAGUAGAAAUUGUCUAUACAAAUUAAAUAGCAUGAUGUGUAAAUAAUAGCAAAGUUUUUAAAUGAAAAAUGCACAUAAAGAAGUGAAUAAUUCAGUAAA
Bacillus rossius redtenbacheri is the source of this 6785-nucleotide messenger RNA. Its product is annotated as piggyBac transposable element-derived protein 3-like. NCBI's taxonomy places the organism in Eukaryota, Metazoa, Arthropoda, Insecta, Phasmatodea, Bacillidae. The record is from RefSeq and is a predicted model, not a curated record. Bases 522 to 2279 code for a protein of 585 amino acids. The transcript is spliced from 2 exons.